Molecule: messenger RNA, 3165 nt
Organism: Pungitius pungitius (ninespine stickleback)
Lineage: Eukaryota; Metazoa; Chordata; Actinopteri; Perciformes; Gasterosteidae
Gene: limd2
Product: LIM domain containing 2
Exons: 4
Coding region: 204-536 (110 amino acids)
Biological process (GO): actin filament bundle assembly
Cellular component (GO): actin cytoskeleton; plasma membrane
Molecular function (GO): actin filament binding
Source: RefSeq, a predicted model, not a curated record
CUGCCGGAGGAAACAAAAAAAAAAAAACGUUCCGUUGAAAAGCGAGACGUGAAGCGGAGUGUAACGGCACAAACUCACCGGCGUCGGGGCCAGCGUCUACAACAAAAGCCUCGCACAAAGCUGAAUGAGAGCGCAAACAUCCACCUCCAGCCUCUGAGUUUACAGACUUUAUCGGCCCAGCGUGUCGCAGACCAGAAGCACAGAUGGACACCAGGAACACCAGCGAAGAGAAACCCGUCCAGCGAUCUAAGUCCUUCAGCUUCAAGACCCAAAAGGAGGUGUGUUCCUCAUGUGAGAAAACGGUCUACCCGAUGGAGAGAUUGGUCGCCAACAACUUGGUCUUCCACUCAUCGUGCUUCUGCUGCAAGCACUGCAACGCCAAACUGAGCCUUGGCACCUUUGCAGCUCUUCAGGGUGAAUUUUACUGCAAACCCCACUUUCAGCAGCUGUUCAAAAGCAAAGGCAACUACGACGAGGGCUUCGGUCGCAAGCAGCACAAAGAGCUCUGGUCCUCCAAGGAGACUGAAAAUAUAUAAUGAAGACAGCCUAGUCAUGUCUGUGUCCCAUCCCGGCCAUGCCUCUUUCUUUUCCUCCUCCUAACACCUCCAAUACAUCACGAUGAACGCAUGCCUCACAUUCUGAGGCACUGUUUUAAUUUCCCACGCGCUCGCUCGCUAUUUAAACGCCAUCAGAACAGAAACGUUCUCAAACAGCAUGGGGAUGGCUGGCCAGUCAUGGUCCAUACCACAAAAAAAAUGUAUUUUGUGGAUAUAUUUUGGGUUCCUGUGUUUGGAAUUUGUAGUUGAUUGUGACCAAAAGCAUUCUCCGCUAUGGAGAGUAUAAUAAUAAUAAUAAUAAUAAUAAGUCACUGCUUUUCAUUAUUUUUUACUAAUUUACACCCUUUUUAUUAAUUAAACCGUAUGCUCAGGCAAACAUAUCCGAGGGGUUCACAGAGCAUCCAUGUUUGGCAGUAGAGCAUACACUCAGGUCGAUUUUCACCCAAGGAUAUACCAGAUACUAUUGCAUAGUUUCACUCACUUUAACAAAACAGUAAUCAUAUGUUGUUUUAGUCCUCAGUAUUGUGACUUUGCUGUCAGACCGUUGUGUUGGUUUGUUAGGUUUCAUACACUUGAGGAACAAACAGGGUACGGAGUACUGUAAAAAAAAAAAACGGCACACAUCAGCAACAGCCCACCUCUUCUGAUUUUAUUUUUGUCUUCAAGUUUUAUUUUUCCUUUAUUGUCCUCUUCAUCCCACGGUUUGUUCUCAUUUUACUGUGAGUUUUAUCCUUGCAUGUUAGGAUGACUGGGUCUUAUUAGCCUUAUCUUAUGACUGUAUUGAUCUUUUUGUGUUGUGAAUGAUUUGUUUCAUUACUGCAUUUAAAAUCACGUUUUAAAGGUUUUUAGAAGCACUUGAGUUUGGGUUUGAUGUCUCGGGCAUAAGAUGAGCCUCUGAGCUUUUUCAUUGAUGGUUGAAAUUUUAAAGAAAUUCUCAGAUUGUGUUUUGUAUACUAUCCGUACGUAGAGCUGUAUUCUGUGAUUAGUGAACAUUCCCCACCGUACUGUACUCUAGUGUUGCACAUAUGACCACACAUGAUCACCGGACGGGAUGAACACAGGGAAACCGAGGCCUUGUUUGGAGGAGCUGAUGGCUUCAUCGAUUACCACAGUUGCAUUUCUGUGUAACAAAUGAGGUCGAUGAUGGACGCAGCUCGAGCCUUGCACGUAACCACACGAUUUUCCUCCUUCGUCAUUCCACGCUUCGGCAGUUGUUGGCGUCUUGUGGUGAUUUUUUUCCCUGCUGUAUUUGAGAGUGUCCGUGUAGCUGGACCCAUUUUAAUCACAGUGUCUUGAAAAUCCAUUGUUGGUUAACCACCCUCCUCUCCCAGUCCCUUCCAUUUUGCGUGGACAGGUUUCUUUUAUAAGUUCAUGCCUUCCUGUUGUUAUCUCCUGUCUUAUUAGCUAAAUACAUCUUAGCAACUGGACCUAUUUCUUGAUAAUGAAUUUGCAUUAGGUGGUUGACAGAGGGUUUGUCACUAGUGUCCCCGAUGUGCUCCUGCAUGCUGCAUGCAAAACCCGGUGCAGAGCAUCCCCUGCUGGGGUGUGAAAGUAGUGUUUAGUGUGAGAAGAAGAAAAGCCCCUGAACUCCACAUAGCCUUUAUUCAAAGUGUUUUUUAUAGUAGUCCUCAGUCCACAGUGCAGCUACUGCAGUCAAGACACUUUUUUUUUCUCCAACAUCUAAGAAAUUAACCUAAUUUCCACAUCUACAUUUCGUUCAAUUUAAAGAAUGAGUCUAAAGCCAUUCAAAUAUCUUGUUUUAGAAAAUGUCUGAAUACCACUGAGACUUGACUGACACUUGAAUGACACAAAGUACUUUUUGUGACUGAAGGUUUACUGUGAAUUGAAGCAUGCUGAGCAGAAGAGAAAGCUACACUUGAACGGAUGGAUUUGGAGAAGCCUUAGAAAUAUAUAGGUUACUUUUUUCUUUUUCCUUUUGAGUGCACAGAUCUUAACAAAGAAAUCCCCUGAUAAUGUCUUCUCAAAACAGCUUAGUUUAGAGCCCCAAUUUUUAAUAUAGGAUUACUUACAUGUUUCAUAUCUAACCACCUUUUAUCCACAGAAAAUAAUCUGAGAGGCAUUGUAUAUUUUCCUUUUUUGAAACGUUCAAAUCAUCCCCCGGAUCGUUUGCUGCGGUACAACUACAGAAUCUGUGAAUUGAAACUUCCGAGUGUAACUGAGCAGACGCGGUACACUUGAUGCUGGUGCCAAGAGGCUCAGGUGAAUGAUUGCGAUGUAAUGUUGUAAAUGUUAAACCUGCGAGUCAUUUCAUUUUUGUGCUUCUCUUGAUGUGGACUUACUUUUCAAUGCUGUUGUCAGACACAUGUUAAAUGUACGCAUCUUUGAACAUGUAUUCUGUACAGACUUGACCAGUGGAUUGAGGUGGCCUUACAGCAAAGGACGCUUGGACUGUGUUUGCAGUCGCUCUCCUCUAUUCUCCCUUCUCUCUGUUGCUUAGUUGUGGUAUGGAAGUGUAACAUUAUAAAAUGUAAAGCCCCCCCCCUCCUUUUUACGCCUAUGUAAACAAUCAUUUUGUGCAUUUUCUUUCUUCUUCUUUUUUUUUACAUGCUUUUGGAGAAAAAAAAAUAAAAUGCUGGUGUUGAUUUAA